AUGACAGAAAGUGGGUCGGCUCUCCACGCUGACGAGCGAGACACGCAUACGUCAACUUGCCAGGCCAAGAGCUGCAAGUCAGCAUCCAGCAGUCCAGCAUUAUCAUCCAUCUCAGAGAACGAAGGAUGGUCCAAACACCCCACCGUUUCGACAAACAACGACAACACUCUAAAAACGGCUUCGAGUAUCGCUUCGCUCAAAGGAGCUAUUGGUACAUACAGACACGGAAGAAUUCAGUGGCGUCUCAAAGACAAGCAUGGUCUUAGCGCAGUAAAGAGCUUGAAACCCAAGAUACAUGUAGUAAUCCCUAGCGGAGCACAAGAUCGAGCUCAGCCGACAGCUCCAGGCUCUGGACACCCUAGCAACGCGCAAGUUCGUUCCGCCUCUGCUGAGCUCGAGGAGGCGUAUGACAUAUCUCCACCAACAGGAACGAGCUUAGUUAUGAUGCGCGACUCCAUCGUAUCACCACUCAGCCGCCCGCCGCCUCUUGGACAGCUCCAAGUGCCCACUCCUACCACACCUACGAACUCCAAGAACUCACAGCAUCGCAAGAUCAACUCAACAUCAACUACGUCAUCGGUUGGCUCUCGAGAAAGCGAUGCGUUCUCCUUACACAGUAACCAAUCCUCGGAAACUAGUGUCGAAGAGGACGAUCUACGCAUGCUUCCCAAGACCACAGGCGACUGUCCAGCCUUCGGAAUUGACUUCGGUCCUCCUCCAGCGAUACCGCCCCGUCGCUAUGCACCGUGUUCAGCCAAAGAUGCUGAGUUUAAACCUACCUGCACGAUCAAAUCUGCACGGGAUGCCACGAACGGUAUCGUCCGCCGCCCUACGGUUCACCGCAAAACAUCGAACUCGAGCAGCCACCGAAGAAGCCUCGACUCAAACCCAGGUAUCGGUGCCAUCAACCAAGCGAUCAAUCGGACGGAGUCGAAGAAGUCAAAAAAUGAACGAAGUGCAAGUCCAACAUUGAGCGAGGCAGAGACCGAGCUUCAGAGGUCAUUAACUACGCUCUCGGAAGACACGUUCCUGGGUCGAAUCGCGGAUAACGAUAGGCGGCCCCUGACGCCACGACCUCAGGAGGAGCGUAACCAACACCCCUGGCGGAAGCACAUGACAAGGCCGUCGGCUGAACCUGCUCCUCUACUGCCGAGGAAGUCCAGCAAGCGACAGUCGGUCAUCAAUACUGAACUGUUCAGGUUGUCUCGAGUACCAAAGGACCACAUCGCAUCCCAAAUUACGAGAGGAAGAUCACUGAGAAGAGAACAGCGUCUGUCGGUAGAGAUCCCUUCCCUGAGCCAGAUAUCACAUGAGUCGAUGCUGUCACCCGUUGAGAUUUUAGCAACACCAGAGCCCCGCGUCAUCUCACCUGGCGACGCCGAGAAAGUUCUUCAUCAGAUCCUGCAAAGCGUAGAUAAUUUCGAAGACUUGUUCGCUCUGGGGUCCGUCAACGUUGGAUUCUACAAAGUCUUCAAGCGACAUGAGCUCGAACUUGUCAAGUCUGUUGUGCAAAGGACAUCUCCCGCGGCGUGGGAGUUCAGGGAGUAUGCCUUCCCAGGGCACGAUAUACUGCACGACGACGAUUUGGAAAUGACGCGGCCCUUCGAGGAGUACACCCCGGCGAGCUAUCUCCACCUCCAACAGCGCGACACUAACAUUCUGCAUGAGAUCAAGUUGUUGAUCCAUGAAAAGUGUCAGUCUUUCGUACGAGCGGAGAUCUCUGCUGCUCUUGUUGACGAGAAAUCGCCCAACGCUGCCAGGGUGGAUGAUGCGCUGUGGCGUAUCUGGACAUUCUGCAAGAUCUUUGGAUCUGGCAAGGGCCGUGAAGACGAUGUGGUCGCUCAGCAAGACUGGCUUCAGGGCGGUGUCCAAGCACAUCAGCCAGCAUGCACCUUCAGCGUCAUGAGUACGGACUUCAUGAACGAUACCCUGAUCGGUGCACCAGACUGCUUUGCACAAGGAAACGAAGGCGGCCUGUCGGCAGAGCAGCUCUUCGAUAUGAUGGAGCUGUGGAACUGCCUCGGCGUUUUGCUGCAAGGCUUCCAAACUCGCACUGCGGAAGCACGCAAGUAUGGCAUCUACGACGAUACUGAGAUCCGUGGAGGCGAUAUUGAUGGAGAGGAAAUGAUGCUAGACGAAUGGAUUCACCAUGUUCUCAGCUUCGGCCUCGCCACUGUCCUAUUCCUCGCCCGCCCCUGCUACGAGAACAAUGGGACUGCUUUCACGCUGGCUGAUGCCCAGGGCUUGACCAAAUGGAAGUCUCCCGUUCAUGGCAGUACUAAUAGGAGUUUCCUGAAAGAGGCAGCUUCUCGCGUCUACGAAGACAAGCUUGCACAUGUAUAUGCAGAGAGCUCCACGCGCGAGCUUCAGCGACAAAUGUCGAAGCAGCGCAUCCAAAAGCACAUCCAAGACCUCAAGCACUACAGGAGUAAUGGCCAGCCGAUACGUAUGAUUCGCCAGAGUCAGGACCGGCCGAUGAGCGAAUGGGAAAAGGUGAUGAGCAGUCUUACGCGGGUACACCCUCCAUUGCCCGACAACAAUCUCACCUCCCACAUUCCUUCUUUCCGACCUACCUCUGCAAUUGCGCAGGAAAUCUCGACCCACAUCUUCGAGCUUCCAGCACCGACCAGCACAGCACGAGCGCUCUUGCCUCCUUUGGUCACCCAUUCUACACCACAGCGAACCAUAGCGCAACCGCUCCUUCCCACACCCUCGUCAUCCACAGUGUCCGGUCCGCGCUCGUCCCCACGACGCGUUGUCGCCCAACCACUCCUCCCCACUCCCUCCGCAUCCAUCACGUCCGCUGCCCGCGACCGAACUAGCACAGCAACAAGCGCAAUGCCCUCCAUCAUCGAGCACCCCAUCUUCCUCACCCAGUCGCCCCAACAAAUCCGAUUCCCUGAUACCCCACCCUGCUACGUCCAGCGGCCCCAUGUCCCCAGCAAGGAAUCAGACAUCAGCCUCAGCUCGCGCAGCUCAAGCAACAGCGAGCGCUCCAGAGCAGCACCCGUUACUCAGCAUCCAGUUUACUACCAGCACCCGGCUCAAGCCGAUAUUUUCGACAGCCCGGCGUACGAGAACACGGCUGAGAAGGCAAUCUACCGCAUCGUGGAGAUGGGUUUCACGGCCGAGCAGGCGAGGGACGCACUGAGGGUUACGGAUGCCGGGGAUGGCCUAAGGGUCGACCGCGCCGUGGAAUUACUUCUGAGUCGGCAGAUGUGA
This is a messenger RNA of Boeremia exigua, 3222 nucleotides long. RefSeq lists its product as uncharacterized. The transcript is spliced from 2 exons. Gene Ontology annotation, molecular function: protein binding. The coding region runs from base 1 to 3222 and encodes 1073 amino acids. NCBI's taxonomy places the organism in Eukaryota, Fungi, Ascomycota, Dothideomycetes, Pleosporales, Didymellaceae. The record is from RefSeq and is a predicted model, not a curated record.